Messenger RNA from Symbiodinium necroappetens, 2604 nucleotides. The record is from the annotation of a GenBank genome assembly. NCBI's taxonomy places the organism in Eukaryota, Dinophyceae, Suessiales, Symbiodiniaceae.
AUGGUGCCAUGGUGCAUGUGCAGAUGGCUGGAAGAGAGGCUGCUCGCAGCUGCCCUCCUAGUCCUGCUGGCGAGUGCUGCGGCCGGAGAAAAAUGUGAUCUAAAUAUCCCGCACAGGCCCAGGCAAGGGCAAACAUUGAAACUUAUAAAGCGCGACUGGGCCUCGCACCAGCUUGUCACGGAAGUCGCGGCUAUUCUUCUGGAAGAGAUUCUUAUGUACGAUGUUGUCCGCGUCAAUCCGGACCUAGGCCCUGUUCAUGAUUUCAGAGCGAUUUCUUUGGGGGAGGCGGACGCAAACUUCGAAGUUUGGCAGGGUGGUAAAGAGGCACAGAUAGAGGAGUGGGUUCGACGUGGCGAUGCUUUCGUGGCAAACUCUCACAGCACGGUUGCCGCCAGUGGCCUGUACACCUUGAAGCAUACCGUGGACAGAUAUCCUGAAGCUGCCUUCUAUCAAUAUUUGCAGACGCCCCGGCUUCAGUGGAUAUUUGCAAGACAAGAGGUUGCAGGCGAGGCUGCCGCUGAUCCCAACGGCUUGUGCGCAGAUCCAGAGUGGAAUUGCACCAACUUCACAUGGCAACCACCGGCAUGCCGGGAACAUACAAUGCGCUGCUUGGGUCUGGUCUUCCAUGACUACACGCACUACACACAAGGUAUUCUUGAGCAGCAAAUCGCCAACAAUGCUUUGCCCCUGGCCGUGCAGUACCUGACGACCGUUUCCAAGGAAAGGGAGAUAUGGGAAGCUUAUGCCUCUAAGCGCGACAUCCUCUUCCAGCAUCACUACCCAGAUGCCGGAGUGGAUGGCAUCCCCUCCAGCACCUUCGUGCCCAUCCACUUCGCACCGAAGAAGUACGGCUGCAACUCCACGGAGACCCGCUUCCCUACCGGAGGUUUUGCGUGUCGCCUGGACGGGAAGCCGCUCCAGAUCCUCGUGUCACCAAAAAUCGAAGCGUCUCCGGAUGCCAUGCAUUUCGCCUCGAGGUUUCGAUUGGACGACAAUGACUAUGAGAAGCUGUUCCAAGCCUGGCGAGAUGCGGACGGUGAUGCGAAAGUGGCAGCUUGCAGGUGGCUGCAGCGUAAGGGGACCGCGAGAUGGGGCAGCUGGAUUAGGUUUAGCAAGCAGGUCCGCAUGAUUGAGAACUUUCCGCCAAUGACCGGCUGCUUCCCAACGUUCUACCUUUUCCUACUCUUGACGGUGGGAUCGGCUUUCCUGUUCAAGUUGCCACGGAUGCUGUGGACCUGCAAGAAGCGGUGUCGCCGGACUUGUCAGGCCCUCAAUCCGAACUGGGAGCCGACGGACUUGUCGGACAUUGACAGGCGUCAGAAAGAUCGUGCCCUGUACACUCGGGCAGACUUCACCUCCAAAUUGGUGGCCUGCAAGCACGUCCAGUUCGUGGAGGUAAAGAUGGCACUUCUUAGAGGCUCCAUGGGCUUUGCGAGCUUCUAUCGUGAUGAAGAGAACUUCUGCCUUGGCAACGGUGAGUCAUGCAUCCCACCGCCCGCUGGAUCAUGUUUCCGGCAGAUGUACACCACGCCAAUGCAGGUUCUGGUCUACAUCAUGACAUCCGGGCUGAUGCGGACAGCGUAUAGUGCAUUGACCUUUGCCUUUGCUACUGGAAUGGUCGGGGCAUUAUUGGCUGAAGUCAGAUCCACCAUCGACAAGAACAAGCAAGUUGACCCAACUCUCCAAGACGAAGAUUGGUACACGUUGUUCUUGAUGAACAUGCAGACAGUGGCAUCAAUCAUGGACGAUUUUAAGUUUCUGCCAACUUUCUUCAUCACAUACAUGAUAGGGCAGGAUGUGACCCGAUGGCUGAAGUGGCUUCAGACAAUGUUCAGCAUCCAGGGCCGACUACACGACCUUGGCUUGGUGAUUGCAAGCUCGUACCGCAAGCUGAACGAUCCAUGUGUGGGAAAGCAGCAGCGGCAAAUGCUUUUCAAAUGGUACAGGUAUCUCAAUGCGAUACACUACUUGGCUUAUUUCAAGCUCGAUCCGCGCAUAGGAACUUCUCCCGACCAAGUUGUACAGGACCUUCGGACUAUGGGCUUGCUCGUGGACAGCGAGUGCUACCAGAUACUUAUGGCCAGUGCAAAGCUACGAGACACGCUCGUUUCCUGGCUUGGUAUUCUGUGGCACGACGAGCUCGAGCGAGGCUUCGUUCAGGCCGUGGACUCGGAUGUAUUUAUGCGAAAAGUUUGUGACCUGCGCGGUAUCUUGGCUUCUCUCGCAGACAUGCCAGACAUGCAAACGAGCCAGCUGGUUCGGGUCAUGAUGGUGGUGGUUACGAACAUCUUGCUGUCCCUGGCCUUGGUUGGUUAUCCGACAAAGAUGUACGAAGAGACCAAGCAGUGCUUCCAAUUUUGGCCUCUGGUCGCUUCCUAUUUGUACUACGUGUGCUACAGGGGCAUGCUCCAUGUUAUGUUUACGUUGGACAAAGGGCCUUUCUAUGGCAAAGGGGACUGUGUCAAUGUAGAUGCUCUUCUUGUCAGUACAGAGCGCUUCGCCUUCCAUGUGUUCCGCACAUCCUUCCAGACGUUGCCGUCUGAGUUCAGAUACAUUCGAAAGCACGACGAAAUUCGCCCACUUAGAGAAGCUAAAGAACUCUGA